AUGAAGCUGUACAACGAAACAGUCCGUUCGACGAUUAGUGAACUGGAUAGCUCAAGGCCGUUUUUGUUAUCCAGCCCAACUAAUGGGAUUGAAUCCGAAAAAGAAGGAGGCGUUGCGCAGAAUCCCGGUGACGAGCUGUUUGGUGAUAUUCAUUUUUACAAUGAACAUGCAAAUUUGUGGGCAGAUAAUACGUACAUGGUACCGCGUUGCUCAUCCGAAUAUGGUGUACAGUCAUUCCCGAGAAAAGAAACGAUGCUGAAAUGGUUGAAUGGAACGGAUUGGGGUUACACAAGCGAGCAAAUGAAACGGCGACAGCACCAUCCUGGCGGAUAUUACGCUCAAUUAGCAAUGAUUUUCUCACAUUUUAAAAUUCCGAGUGAAUGUGGUGGAGUGAUAGAUGCUGAAUGCAAAUACGUGAAGAAGCCUGCCUUCAUGGAUCGCUUCGUGUACUUAUCCCAAUUUCAUCAAGCGAUUACUUACCAAGUACAAACAGAACAUUAUCGCAGAUGGCGUGGACGAUUGGAUCAGUACGGUAAAGGUCACACGAUGUGUGCUCUGUACUGGCAAUUGAACGACCUUUGGGCAGCUCCAACUUGGUCCACUAUCGACUACGAGCUCUCGUGGAAACCUGCACAUUAUUUUGCACGACGAUUUUUUGCGCCUGUAAUCCUUUCCAUGUAUCUGUCAGAAACUCGGUUGCUGCAAAUGUUCGUCGUAUCAGACUUGGUCGAACCAAUUUUCAAUGCAACAGUGGUCCUGGAAAUGUUUUCAUGGUUUGAUAGUUUCACCCCAAUUUACUCAGUCAACAAAACUAUAACAAUUCCACCAGAAAUCUCUACUGAAAUUGUUAUGGAUCAGGCAACUAAACACAUGUUAAGAGAUAAGAACAGUGCAACAUAUGUACUGCGCGGAAAAAUACUGUCGCGUAAUGGUGCGCAAAUUGGUUAUGAUGCUGUUUAUUUGCCUGACAAGCUUUUCAAGGUGGCAGAGGAGAACUUCGGGAGCGCUUGGGUGGAGAAACUGAAAAAAAUUAACGAUAGCAGUUAUGAGCUUGAAAUAAGGGCUGAAAAAAUAGCGCCACUUGUUUAUAUGGAAUUGCCACUGGGCCUGUAUGGUUGGUUCUCGGACAAUGCUUUCAUGAUGACUGAGCCACGAAGGACAGUAACGCUCACGCUUCUCAGGAUACCCACAUUCCAGCUUUCUAAGCAAGAUAUUGCUAUUUGCUCAUUACGUAACUGCGGUAUGCUGAACAACGCAACGUUCGGAAGUAACUAA
Messenger RNA from Gongylonema pulchrum, 1275 nucleotides. Lineage: Eukaryota; Metazoa; Nematoda; Chromadorea; Rhabditida; Gongylonematidae. The record is from the annotation of a GenBank genome assembly.